AUGGAGAUGCAGCUUCCGCCUCAUGAGGGAGGCGAGCUCUCCGUGGUGGACAUGCACACGGGCGGGGAGCCUCUGCGGAUCAUCCUCGGCGGCUACCCGGAGGUCAAAGGUGACGGCCUGCUCGCCAAGCGCCGUUACGUCCGGGAGCGCCUGGACCACCUGAGGAGGCUGCUGAUGUUCGAGCCGCGGGGCCACUACGACAUGUACGGAGCCCUGAUCGUGGACAGCGAGCUGCCGGAGGCCGACCUGGCCGUGCUGUUCAUGCACAACGAGGGCUACAGCACCAUGUGCGGUCACGCCGUCAUCGCUCUGGGACGCUUCGCCGUCGACUACAAGCUGGUGAAAGAGCCGCGAUCGCCGGAGACGCAGGUGAACAUCCACUGCCCCUGUGGGCUGGUGAAGGCCUUUGUGCAGUAUUCUGAGGGGAAGACGGGAGCAGUGAGGUUCCUCAGUGUUCCUGCGUUUGCCUUCGCUACAGAUGUGACGGUGGCGGUGGAGGGCUUCGGCGAGGUGACGGUGGACAUCAGCUAUGGAGGAGCCUUUUACGCCUUCGUUGACGCCCAGAGGUUUGGUCUGGACGUGACCAAGUCCAGGACUCGAGAUCUGGUGGAUGCAGCCACAGCAGUGACCAAAGCUGUCAAGGCUCAGGUGAAGCUGCAUCACCCGACCAGCGAUGAUCUGGCCUUCCUGUACGGCACCAUCCUCACCGACGGCAAAGACGAUUAUUCCCCCGAACCCACCGCCAACGUCUGUGUGUUUGCAGAAGCUCAGGUGGACCGAAGCCCCACUGGUUCUGGUGUUACAGCUCGAGUUGCUCUUCAGCAUCACAAAGGUCUCAUCGGGCUGAACCAGACCAGGACGUUUCAGAGCGGAGCUACUGGAUCCCAGUUCACAGGAAAAGCUGUCGAGGAGACCAAGUGUGGAGACUUCAAGGCGGUCGUGGUGGAAGUCGCUGGCCGAGCUUUUUACACCGGAGUUUCUCGCUUCGUGCAGGAGCCCGAAGACGAACUGACGCACGGUUUUCUGCUGAAGUGAGCGUCAGCUACAGGAUUUCUGGUUAAACAUAGUUCCACAUAGGAAACACAUUCCAGACUUUAAUGCAACAAGGUGCUUUUGUAGCUGAAAAACCUGGAUAGUAAAUCUUAUUGUGGGUAGAAUUGUCAACCUUUCAUAAAGAUCUCUGAAUAAUUAUCUUGUCUUGAGUUAUGUUUAGUAGAAAAACUAAAUGGAAAAUAGCUCGAUGUGACUGAAACAAAACGCACACAAAUCCAGGAUAACUGAAUUAUUUUUUGUACACAGAAUUAUGACAUUUCUGUAAUAAUUAAUAAAGAACUUUUACUGACCUUU
Molecule: messenger RNA, 1347 nt
Organism: Stegastes partitus (bicolor damselfish)
Lineage: Eukaryota; Metazoa; Chordata; Actinopteri; Pomacentridae
Gene: l3hypdh
Product: trans-L-3-hydroxyproline dehydratase
Exons: 5
Coding region: 1-1035 (344 amino acids)
Molecular function (GO): hydro-lyase activity
Source: RefSeq, a predicted model, not a curated record